AUGUUGCUAUAUGCUGGAAAAGCUUCGAGAACUAGUUUUAAAUACUUCAUCUUUCUAGACACAGUAAAAAAGUUAAAACAAUGAAGUCAAUCAGCAGGUAAGACUAACAUUAAUAGUAGAACCUCAGAGACUAUACGCAACAGUACUGAACAUAUAAAAAAUAUAUCUAUUCAUGUACCUAGACACUUAAAACCUUUAAAUGAUGAACAACUUGGGCAUUACUUAGCUGGACUAAUAGACGGGGAUGGACAUUUUAGUUCUCAACAACAAUUGGUAAUUGUUUUUAGUUCAACAGAUAUUCAAUUAGCUUAUUAUAUAAAGAAAACAAUAGGUUACGGUUAUGUAAGAAAAGUUCAAGAUCAAAAUGACUACUUAUAUAUCAUAUCUAAUAAGGAUGGUAUAUUAAAAGUAAUCCAUUUAAUUAAUAAUAAAUUGAGAACUGUUAAUAAAUAUAAUCAAGUUACUAAUUUCUUAAAGGAUUCAAACGAAAAUUUAGAAUUUGGUAUGAAUAAUACUAAAGCUUUUGCUAAUUAUUGAAUAGCAGGAUUUUCUGAUGCAGAUGGUAGUUUUCAUAUUAAUAUUCUUAAUAGAGAAGAAAGAUCUAAACCUGAGAUUAGAUUGAACUUUCAAAUAGUGGCUUCAGAGGAAAAUUCUCUAUUAUUAAUUAAAGAAGCAUUUGGUGGUAACAUAGGUUAUAGUAAAAGUCAUGAUACUUACUUCUAUGGAUCAACUAGCUGAGGUUCAGCUAAAAAAGUAAUAAGUUAUUUUGAUACUUAUCAUUUACAAUCUAGUAAAUAUCUUCAUUAUCUUAAAUGAAGAAAAGUAUAUAUAAUGUUACAAAGUCAAGAUCAUUUAACGGAACUUAGUUUAGGAAAAAUCCAAAAGAUACAAAAAUCAAUGAAUAGAAGUUUCGGUAUAAUUAGUACAACAAUCUCAGCUAACUCAAGCAAACCUAUAUUCGGUAACAUAGGUAUGGUCAUUCGUAGGCCUACGUUAACUAAUAAUGACGUUAAACCUCUUUAUAUGCUGGAAACCUCUAAGACCUUAAAUACUAGUAAUGUUAAAUUUAAUAGUGAAAAAGUUAAGGAUAUUACAAUGAGUAAUCAGCAG
This is a messenger RNA of Atta colombica, 1110 nucleotides long. RefSeq lists its product as uncharacterized. The record is from RefSeq and is a predicted model, not a curated record. Gene Ontology annotation, molecular function: endonuclease activity. The transcript is spliced from 2 exons. The annotation marks the transcript as partial. NCBI's taxonomy places the organism in Eukaryota, Metazoa, Arthropoda, Insecta, Hymenoptera, Formicidae.